CAAUCCUCUCCUCGCGCGCGGCGUGCUUCGAGUGGGUCGUGGAACCCUAGACCCCUUUCCCCAAUCCCACGGCCACCUCCAUCCUCCCGUGCUCCACCCCGAGCGUGCCCGGGCUCCGCCUCCUCCUCCUCCUCCACCAUCCCUUCUCUUCUCACUCUUCCUCCUGUCGCAGCCGCCUCCUCUUCUCCCUAUCUUCCUCCUCCUCGCCCCACGCGACCCCUCUUGUGCCGCUCGUCUCCACUUCGUUGCCGCCAUAGAUCGAGGAGGACGGCGCGAUGACCACCAUGAUGCAUCGGACAUCCCAGAUCGACGACGCCAUGGAAGCCAUGAGAGCUGGCCGAGGAAGAGGGGGCAGGGCCGCAGGCCAUGAAGGGCAUGGCGGCUGCGGGCGGAAGCAGCAUGGGUUGUAGGAGCGGCGGAUGUGGGCGGGGUCAGAGGUUGGGGAAGACUCGUCGGCUGGGCGACAGCAAGCUUCGGUUCUACGAUCUGUUGCAUCUCUUUUCUUCUCGUUAAGGUUAGCUGCUCUAUUUCCUAGGUACACGUGUAUUAUCGUUUAUGUGGGUGCUAUCAUGGUACUUCGUCUGCUGAUCAUUUUAAUGUUCUGGAUCUGGGGUGUGGCUGCAGGAGAGGGGAGGCGGCCAUUGACAGGGAGAAGGAGCAGGCCGUCGACGAGUGCAAGCAGAAGGUUUCCGGUGACUGGAAGUCUGAAACUGAUGACAGGGCAUAUUGUUUUGGUUAUGAGUGGUUGGAGAUAUUGUGACUUGAUGUCCCUGGAGCAGUCAGACCCUUCCAAGAUAGGUGAGCCUGAUUUCUUCUGCAAUUCUUCCACCACAGUACAUGAAAAGGAAUAUGUUCUACCUAUCGGCACCAUUUCUUGUGGAGGAUUGGUGCUUCCCCUUUAUUUUGUCACACUUUGGUGUCCUUGAGUUCAGAAUAGAUUCACCUUUGUUCUGAUUAUGCGCACAGGUCGAGCGACGGCGAGCACAUCCGACGGCAACACACCAAGGUGAGAUUCACCCGUUCUUUCUCUCCCCAUGCCGCCUCCUCCCUUCGGCCCUGAUUCAUCGGCGCGUGCAGACACCUUUCCUUCUUUGACUUCUCCCAUCUUUUUCGUAAAAGCAAAAAAGAAGCAGGAGCAAAACGAAAGUGAGCACCAUAGAAAGGAUGAUUAUAAGCAAGCGACAAGAACAAGCCAAUGGGCAUGGCAUUUUAUGAAAAAUGAGCAGAGGCAAUGUAAUAUUGUAUUAGUCGAGACUUGAGGGUACUGUCUAAACAAAAUGUAUACAGUUGGCAAAGAAUUUAAUGUACAUACAUAGUACAUUAUGUGAUGUAUAAUGUUCAAUCGGCCUCCCAAUCAUAGUAUGGAUAUUUUCAAUAUGGGUGGCAUUCAGGCUUAGUUAGUUUCCUCUCAUUCUUGGCAUCAGAUGACAUCCAUAGGUGGGAUCCAUUUUCAUAUUAGUAUAUAGCCCUACUAUUUAAAUGGUUCCGAUUGAAUUUUUAUGCUCUGAAAUAAAUAAUUUCUCCAGCACCGGA
Messenger RNA from Triticum aestivum (bread wheat), 1533 nucleotides. RefSeq lists its product as uncharacterized. The coding region runs from base 420 to 926 and encodes 168 amino acids. NCBI's taxonomy places the organism in Eukaryota, Viridiplantae, Streptophyta, Magnoliopsida, Poales, Poaceae. The transcript has 4 exons. The record is from RefSeq and is a predicted model, not a curated record.